AUGGCCCGCUCACGGGGAGGAUGCCUGAAUUGUAAAGCGCGGAAGCGAAAAUGCGACCAAGGACGUCCAGAGUGUCAGGCUUGCUCCCAAAGAGGCAUGAGAUGCCAGGGCUACUCUACGCCUUUGAGAUGGGUGAAUGGUGUUGCGUCUAGGGGACGCUUUGCUGGAGCCUCCAUCCCCGACGCGUCAUUCGUUCAACCUCCCACACUUCCUUAUCCUCAGCAACAACAGCAACCCCAGUAUCCUCCUAGUGCUGCUGGUAGCAAUCCAGAUAUGUCAAUUGACUCUGAGAAUUCCCUCUCUGGCGUUACAUCGAAUCACGACCCCUCCAGCACAGAGUCGUCGGCUUUUUCGCCCCGAAGCGCGACAGGCGUACCAGAUCCAUCAGAUCGGAUCUUCAAGAGAUGUCAUUACUCCUUCUCCUCUUUUCAUAUUACCGACCUCGUCAUGCGCAAUGGGCUCAAUCACCUGUACACAACGGAAGCGAGUUCUUGGAUCAAGCCCUUCUUCGAGGAGAUGGCGCUCCAGAGUCCGGCCCUCGUCAUGAUCGCUGGCGCCAUACAGGGCUACAUGGAUGAUGGCAUGUCGGUCAAAUCGAUGGAGUACGUCGACUUGGCUCUACAGGCGUUUCGUCAGGAGCUUAAUACCCGGUACGAGAGGUUCCAUGUCGCGACCGUGUGUGCUGGGUUGCUCGUCUGCUCCUUAUGUUUGCUUCAAGCAAAAGAAUGGACCAUGUACCUCGAGCUCAUGGUCAACAUCUACGACUUGCGAAACAAGUUAAAAACCCCAGGUCAAAUCCCCAUUGACAAUCUCUAUCAUCAGCACAUCCUUGAAGUCCUGGGUGUCAUGGACCUUCCCUCCAUGGUCAUCGGUAGAGCCAAACCACCCAUCGGCGUCUGGAAGCUCCUUCGUCGUCUCCAAGCUGACACUCAGAGCGGUCGAGCCGACGGCAUCGAAGUCGUGUCGGGUGUCCCGCGAUCAUUACUAGACAUAUUUGCAGGACUCGUCGAUAACGAUCCGGAGUAUACUGAGAGUCGCUUUUGGGCAUGGCCGGGUGACAUAGGUGAGUCAUUACACGUGCACCUCUGGGAGUCCUGGAGGCUGGCUGGCAUUCUUGAAGUUCGUCGCCGUCAGAGAAUGGAGCGAAAAGCAAGGGGCAUUAUUGACCUGUACGACGAAACACCCAAAAACUUUCCUAGCACAGAAGUUGUACUUUGUCGUCUCAUUGCAGCAAUAGAUGCUCUUCUGAAGGCCUAUGAAGAGCCUCGUAACCAGCACUUGUUAGUACAUAACGGUUUGACGUAUCCCGUCAUCAACGCCGGUCUGGAGGUUCCGCUACUAAAGCUACAUCCUACGUGGAAAAGGACUAUGGAAGAUGUCAAAAAAUCCUUCGCGACUGACACUGUUGAGCUGAUCAAGGUGAUGUUUGAGCUGAUCGACGCGGCGUGGGAAGACGGGACAUCGACGUUCGAUAUCGAGAAGGUGGCGCGGGAAAGAAAUAUUGAACUUGCUAUUUUCUAA
Molecule: messenger RNA, 1521 nt
Organism: Fusarium venenatum
Lineage: Eukaryota; Fungi; Ascomycota; Sordariomycetes; Hypocreales; Nectriaceae
Biological process (GO): positive regulation of transcription by RNA polymerase II
Cellular component (GO): nucleus
Molecular function (GO): DNA-binding transcription factor activity, RNA polymerase II-specific; transcription cis-regulatory region binding; zinc ion binding
Source: RefSeq, a predicted model, not a curated record